Messenger RNA from Naegleria lovaniensis, 2835 nucleotides. RefSeq lists its product as uncharacterized. The coding region runs from base 1 to 2835 and encodes 944 amino acids. The record is from RefSeq and is a predicted model, not a curated record. The transcript has a single exon. NCBI's taxonomy places the organism in Eukaryota, Heterolobosea, Eutetramitea, Acrasida, Naegleriidae.
AUGAAUCGACGUAAAUAUAAACAUUAUGGAAUACCCUCUGAUCAUACAUAUGGAAACAGGGAAAUCCAUCAGCCACAAUUCGAGGAUGAGGAAUUACGAGAAUAUUCGGAUGAUGAUUUUACGAUGAAUGAGGAACCUGUAGAGAGAGUUAAAAACAGUAGUGAUGAUGAGGACCAUUCAAGUUAUGGGGAUGCUAUCCAGCAUCAUCCAUACACAAGUUCAUCGUCCGGAGAGGAGCAGCAUGAUAUUCAAAUUAAAGUCCAAGCUAGAAAAGCACUCAAAGACUCUAAACGUUUCCUUCAUUCGACCACCAAGCAAAUGGAGCAUAAAAUCGCCUUCUCACAAAAUAAUUCCUUAAUGGAGAAGAUGCUUGAAAACUCUGCUCGCAACAAGGAUGUUGUAGUGGAAAACUUGUUGCAUCAAAUGGUUAUAAGAAACUCAAAAGAUUGGUUCCUGAACUUGUCGUUCGAACAAUGUUAUACUAAAAUAAGGAAUAUUAUGAGAGAAACAACAUUCAGUAGCGAACGAAACAAAGCAAAAUUCUCAACCAUAAAUAACACCAAGAUCCACAACUCCUACAACAGGAACAACAGGAGAGAAGGAGAUGGCUUGCAGAACCAUAAUGAUGAGAGCCGCCCAGUACCUGAAUAUUACCAAUCUUUGGACCCACCCUCAAAAUUACACAAGAACCAACAAAUAGGAGUAGUUCGUAUCCCAAAAAACAUCAAGGAGGAGAAACCUUUUGUCUCCACUCCAAGAAAACCAGUUCAACAAGUAUCAUCGAAACAACGUCUUAAAAAACACAAAUACCAAAACCGAAAGCUGUACCAUGCUUCUGAAGAAGAAAUGAUGUCUUUGGAGGCAUAUUUCGGUCCAGAACUAGCGCUAGACGUCCUUGAACAUGCUGAUACUUUUGUGAGCUUUCAAAAAUACUGGAGAACCAAUAGAAAAUAUCGUUUCAAUCGAAAAGUGCAAGAACUAAGGAGUAUGUUCCAAACAACACUGUUCGAAAUGGAACGGGCUAAAUUGGAAAAUUAUGACACUGAAGACUAUGCGAGACAAAUCAAAUAUCUAGCGUCUCAGUUCUGUAUAGAAAUGAAUCCUGCAAAGCCAUACACACCUGGGCCUAUUAAACAAUCCAAUAAGAUCGAUAAGCAUAGUUUUCUUCAUAGAAAAGAGGAACCCACCUUUUUGAAGAAAGUCAAAAAGAAGAAAAAGAGAGGAAGUAACAUGCACGACAUGACGAAAUCAAGUCCUCAACAUCCAUCACCACCAGUUGUGAUGAAUGAUCAACAAGCGGUUGUGACAACGCCAAACGAACAACGCAAUGAUAGCAUCCCAGCAUCUUCUACUCCAAAACGAACUCCACCAAUUCCUUCACUCAACUCAGCGUUCAACAGAUCUGUGAAAACUAUUGGCUCCAUUUCUCCCAAGCGAUUACAAUUGCAAUCAAAUAACCAAUCACACGAGAGUGCUGAAUCAACUACCAUGCAAAAUGUACCAAGCACACCAAUCCGUUCUGCACAAAGAAAAACCUUGUCGAGCAGAGUAUUCAAGCUUCAAUCAAGACUUGAUAAUGAUAGAAACAACAAUUCCAAUACGGAUCUAACACCUGAAGCAGCAUUGUCGUUUGAAGACCCAAUUGAUUUUCAAAAUAGGGAGUCGAGCAGUAUCGUUGAAGAUUCGUUCCAGUCCGAUUCAUCAUUAUCAUCGAGAAGGGAUGAUAGCAGAGAACUAUCAUCAUUACCACAAUUUCAGGACCUGGAAAAUGUGUCUGCAGAGAGUGGCACUAAUGAUCAAACAACCAACAACACUAAUCGUUCUUCAAACACCCCAACCAGAAUACCAUUGGAAGUAACCACAAACUUGAACCAAGAGUUGGUAGACAAUGAGGGUAUAUCCUUUUCACCAGUAUCACUUAUUCCGCCAUUGUCUCCAAUCCUUAGAAGGGCUCCACCUCCUCCACUAGAACACGCAGAGUCUGAAGAAACAAAAUCCAACGAAGAAGUGGACGAAGAAGAAACCAUCACAGACAUCCGGAGCAACACAGUCGCAAGUGAGAACAAUGAAACAAGAGAUGCUUUGCCACUUCUGAAAGAACCAAUUGAUGAUGUAGUGAUACAGUCAACGUCUUUGAGCGAUGACCAUCAAUCAAAUACCUCUGGCAAGUUGGAUCUUGAGGAAUUUGAGCAGCAGCUCCAAAUGGAAAGCAAGUAUUUCAGCCCCAAAAUACUCUUUGAGGAGCUUGAUAGGGCAGAGCAGGAUCGAAUGUCAUGUGAAACUUUCAGUCAUACCUCCACCAACAGUGAUGAGGAGAAUUUUAACGAAUUGCACAUUCUUCAAACAAGUGUCGAUGACUACAUACCUGCAAACAAUUCAAAGAAGUUAACAACACUUCCUUCAGGUGCUUCAGAAAGCACUUAUUCACCAAUGACAGUUUUCAAUCAGUCCAAUAAUGAGCCUUCUAUUGAAUUGCUUCCACAAUUAAUCGAACGCCCAAAUUCGGCUUUUAAACCAGCAGACGAACUUGUAGGAGUUACAAACUCUUCAAAAGAUUCAAACGUAGAAGAUGUGGUUUCAAAGGAACUACAACGGUAUGAUUCAAUUAAUGCCUCAAAGAGCAGUCAUUCGUCAACAUUAGGAGAAGUAACAUCCACUCCACGACCUCCCUCUAGAAAACCGCCACAGCCCUCUCUUUCAUUGGAGGAGCUUGUUGAAAAAGAUCGGGUGCGCUUUGCAGAAAUUGAAAACUUGGUCUUCUCCUUGGAUGAGUCAUCGGUAAUUUUCCAAUUCGAUAGAAACUAUGUGUACUCGGGGUUCAAAAACUCGAAUUAA